This is a messenger RNA of Colletotrichum fioriniae, 1002 nucleotides long. It is a transcript of the gene LSC1, whose product is annotated as ligase of succinyl-coa. The record is from RefSeq and is a predicted model, not a curated record. NCBI's taxonomy places the organism in Eukaryota, Fungi, Ascomycota, Sordariomycetes, Glomerellales, Glomerellaceae. Gene Ontology annotation, molecular function: succinate-CoA ligase (ADP-forming) activity; succinate-CoA ligase (GDP-forming) activity. Gene Ontology annotation, biological process: tricarboxylic acid cycle. Gene Ontology annotation, cellular component: mitochondrion; succinate-CoA ligase complex (ADP-forming).
AUGCAGUCCUUGAGACAGAUGCGGCCGGCAGGCAAGCUCCUGAACCAAGCCGCGAAGCGUGCAUACAGCGCCUCGGCAGCUGGCCCUUACACCAAGACCAUCGACAACCUGCGCAUCAACUCCGAGACCAAGGUGCUUUUCCAGGGCUUCACUGGCAAGCAGGGAACCUUCCACGCGCAACAGGCCAUCGACUACGGCACCAAGGUCGUCGGUGGAACGAACCCCAAGAAGGCUGGCCAGGAGCACCUCGGUCUCCCCGUCUUCGGUAACGUCAGCGAGGCCGUCAAGGAGACUGGCGCCGAUGCCACCGCCAUCUUCGUCCCCCCCCCUCUGGCCGCCGCCGGUAUCGAGGAGGCCAUUGCCGCCGAGAUCCCCCUCGUCGUCUGCAUUACUGAGGGUAUCCCCCAGCAUGACAUGGUCCGCAUCACCAACAUGCUGAAGACGCAAUCCAAGACCCGCCUCGUCGGCCCCAACUGCCCCGGCAUCAUCGCCCCCGGCCAGUGCAAGAUCGGCAUCAUGCCCGGCUUCAUCCACAAGCGCGGCCGCAUCGGUAUCGUCUCCCGCUCCGGCACCCUCACCUACGAGGCCGUCAACCAGACCACCCAGGCCGGCCUCGGCCAGUCCCUCGUCGUCGGUAUCGGCGGUGACCCCUUCAGCGGCACCAACUUCAUUGACUGCCUCAACGUCUUCCUCAAGGACGAGGAGACGGACGGCAUCAUCAUGAUUGGCGAGAUUGGUGGUUCCGCCGAGGAGGACGCCGCCGACUUCCUCCGCGCCAACAACACCGUCAACGGCGGCAAGCCCGUUGUCUCCUUCAUCGCCGGUAUCUCCGCUCCCCCCGGCCGCCGCAUGGGUCACGCCGGUGCCAUCGUCUCUGGCGGCAAGGGCGGUGCCGACUCCAAGAUCUCCGCGCUCAAGUCCGCCGGUGUCAUUGUCGAGCCCUCCCCCGCCGGUCUUGGCAAGGCCCUCUACGACGAGUUCGUCCGCCGCGACCUCUUGUAA